CUCUCCGCAACACUAGCUCAAAGCAUCUCAGCUCUCUUCCCGAGAUUGUUUGAGCGAUCCACAAUCAGCUGAAAACAGCCAACUCUGUUUGAGGCACUUUUCAGCAGAGACUACAGCAGACUAGCAGUCGCUUGGUAACCGGUGACUGAUCUCCGUGAUGACGCGGGCUCUGUGCGUGCUGUGUGUGGCGGCCGUGUUGGCGUUUCAGGGCGUGCAGGCGGCCCCGGUGGGGGAGCAGGAAGCCUCGGAGGAGGAGGUGAACGUGCUGAUGUUUGGCGUGCUGCAGUUCAGCGACUCCCUGCGCUACACCUACCAACUGACCGAGGCCCGGCUGGCCCGCCUGACCAGAGCCAUCCGCAGCACAGAGGGCCUUUUGAGGCAACUGGACCGCCAGACACUGGAGGCCAAGCAGGCCGAGGUCCAGAUCAAAGAGGGGAUCCACCUUCUCCAGGCACAGACAGCAGAUCUUAAAACCACAGCCCAGCAGACCAAGGGGAAGGUGGAGCAGGUGGAGCAAGAAGAGCUGGAGAUCAAGACGAAGCUGAGCGGACUAAACUCCAUUUUCAAAAAGGCCAGCCCUGACAGCGUCAAAUCACUGAAGGAGGCAGUUCAGAGGCACUCAAUGCUAUUGAAGGAUCUACUGGACAGGACCCAGGAACAGAAGGGAAUACUACAGCUUCAGAACCUACAUUUGACCAAAUUACAGAAACAGGCAAGUUUAACUUUUUCUUUUCUAUAUAUUUUAAUAUGUCCAUUACCCUGUCUGUAAUAAAUAAUCAGUAGCACCCUAUGAAGAGUCCUUUGCUUUUUUGACUGUUUGUAGUAAACAAUGUUUUCUCUGUAUUGCAGAAUGGGUCAUGAGUCCUGCCCAGAAGACAGAUCAGACACUCCACACUCCCACGUUUGAAGACUAUUCUUCAACAUAUUUACACAUCCACAAACAGAUCCAGCCAAUAUAUUAUGUUGUAUUUUAAUGUUUCUUAUAUACUGAUAUUUAAAAUAAAUAUUGAUCAAUAAUGCC
Molecule: messenger RNA, 1021 nt
Organism: Clupea harengus (Atlantic herring)
Lineage: Eukaryota; Metazoa; Chordata; Actinopteri; Clupeiformes; Clupeidae
Gene: angptl8
Product: angiopoietin like 8
Biological process (GO): triglyceride homeostasis; regulation of lipid metabolic process
Source: RefSeq, a predicted model, not a curated record